GAAUUCGCCAGACACUUUCCCACCUUCAAACAAAUAAAAUUAAACUUUCAGCUACUUUUGCUAUCACACUAAAAAUCAAACUUUCACUGGUUGCCUCAAUUCUUGCGCUCAAAGUACGCAACUUAAUUCCACAGCAAAAAAGCAAACCGCGCCUAACUUUCAAAAAUGCUGCGAAAUUUUGUCGAUUACGAUCCGUAUCUUCUGGUACGACCAGGAAAUAACCACAGGGGACGACCUUCAUCAUCGGCAGCGCUAUACCCGAGCCGAAUGACUUGGCUUUCUCCGCACACUAACCAUUUGAUCCAGUCGCUCCUCCGAGACGAAGACAACUUGGACCACGACCUCCGAAGCUUAAACUCUCUUUUCGGAUCAGGCGUGAACAAUGAGCAAAUGAGGAACUUCCGAGAUGCGGCCGGAGUCGGGAAAGACGACUGGGCUUCGGUUGUUGAUACUCGGGGUUUCAAACCAGACGAAGUGAAUGUUAAAUUGGAGGGAAAUACUUUGUUGAUGUCUGGAAACACCGAAUGGCAGAGCUCGGACGGGACGCACAAACGAACGAAGACGUUCUCCCAGGCAUUCUCGAUUCCGGAAGAUGUCAAAAUGGACACUUUGAAGACGAAGAUGAUGGACGAUGGCUCUCUGGUUGUUCACGCCGAGCGAGAGAUGAAAGAGGAGAAGAAACCUUCGAUUCGGGAAAUUCCGAUCGAGAGAAUUCAGCAAAAGGAAAAUGCUGAAAGAUAG
Symsagittifera roscoffensis is the source of this 741-nucleotide messenger RNA. RefSeq names its product heat shock protein 26-like. Bases 166 to 741 code for a protein of 191 amino acids. Gene Ontology annotation, biological process: response to heat; protein refolding. Gene Ontology annotation, cellular component: cytoplasm; nucleus. Lineage: Eukaryota; Metazoa; Xenacoelomorpha; Acoela; Convolutidae. The record is from RefSeq and is a predicted model, not a curated record. The transcript has a single exon.